GCAUCAUUUGAAGGCAGUUUUCACAUUAUGACUGCGCAGGCGAUGAAGAAAGAAACCGGACACUUCUCAUUAGUUUUUGACUGCGGACGGUGUGUCAUGGGUGGACUGACGGCAUCCCUGAAGAUUAGUGCACACUUUGCGAUAUUAUGACAAAGGUGCAUAAACUCAGAAAACACUUACUCAGAACUUUAUGAAACGCAUCAGUGGAAAGUUAGCGGGGCUGUCGGACUGCACUCCAUGCACACAAGGAGCAUUUUCUAAGUUGAAGCUGUUGGAUGUACUUUUUUAACGAUAGUUUUUUUUAACGAUCUGUUUAACUUGUAAGUCAUGGCACUACAUUUUGUUUACUUAUUGACUUACUUAUUGUUGGCGCUGAUUUUGCCCGGAGAUAUUCGGGGAGCAGGAACGUACGCAUCGCGAUACACUCAACAUGUGGAUGAGAGUCAGUCUGUAUCAGCUCCACAGAGUGGAUCUAAGGUGACCAGCAGACACAGGAACUGGUGUGCCUACGUAGUAACAAAGACUGUAAGCUGUGUAAUGGAAGAUGGAGUGGAGACGUAUGUGAAACCUGAAUACCAGCGUUGUGCUUGGGGCCAAUGUUCCCAUGUGGUUUUGUAUCGGACCUAUAGAAAACCACGGUACAAGGUUGCCUAUAAAAUGGUCACAGAGAUGGAAUGGAAAUGUUGUCAUGGCUACUCAGGAGAUGACUGCAAUGAUGGCAGGGGCAGAACAACUGGUGAAGAAGGGAGAAGUGACAGCGAAAAGAUCAGACAACUUGAAGAACAAAUUCAAAACCUCCAGUCAACCUUAUACAACAUGAAUAAGAAGUUACAUGAGGAAUCUCAAAGAGAAGGAAUCAGUGGCAGUAACAAUUUGGCUGACGCAGCCCAGCCAGGGAUGAGGGAGACUAUUCAUAGCAUCCAGAACAAGCUGGAUAUGCUGGACAACAUGACACAGGUCCAUGACAGAACCCUCACCAGCAUAAACAACCACCUAGUCGGUGGCAAUGGAAUUGGAAACGAGUUGGACAGUCGCUAUGGCACACUUAAAGAGGAGAUUCUCAGGGAGCUGGAAAGGCGAGUGACACUGUCUUGCUCGUCAUGCCAAAACGGAGUGGAGAGCAUUCAAAGGCAACAGCAGGAAGACAGAGAGAGGAUCCGAGCUCUGGAGAAGCACAUCAGUGUGAUGGAGCAGCACCACCAACAAACUGUAGAUUUGCUGAAGAAGGACCUAUCACAUUAUCAGAGUUGCUGUGAUUCCAUCAGCGAUCUGGACAGAAGGCUUGGUGCCAUUGAGAGAAAGGUCAGUUCGACUGCAGAGGCGUAUGAUAUUCUUAGAGGACGUCUUGAGAAAGAGUUGAGGGGAUCAGGCAAUGGCAAUGGUGGUCGGGGAAAAGCGCUUGAUGAAAAACUGAACAGCCGUCUUAGAGAAUUGGAGAGAAGACUAAAUGGGACUGUAAGAAAAACCGAGCAAAAAUGCUUCCAUACUGAGACAAGUAUGAAGGAGUUUGUCAACAGAGAGAUCGGCCAGAUAAAGAACUCUGUCCUCAGUCGAAACGAUGAUCAUGGUUAUAGAAUAUCUACCGUUGAGAUUGAUGUCCAAGACUUGAAGCAUUUCAUUAACGACCACAAAAAUGAUCUGGAAAGGUUAGGGAACAAAACAAUUGAUCUCGACAGUGGACUUAAGUCAGCAAUUCAUUUGUGCACAGAGACGUGCAUUUCAAAAGGGAGUGAGACAGCAGAUACUGUGAAAAGCCUGGAAUGGAAGGUUGUUGCCAAUGAGGAGGACAUUAGGAAGUUUGACACCAAACUAAAGGAUUUAAGUGUGUCUGGUGACUCCUUAUUGGACCGUAUUGUAGACCUCAGCCAAGACGUUAAAAAGAUUAAGGAUCUGACAGGACAUAAUGGAGAACACUUUAAUCAAAUUGUCACAGAUGUGGAGAGUAUGCUACGUGAUUGUGACAUAUGCAAUUCGAUAAAGGAUCAACUUAGUACAAUAAAAAACAUAACCAGCCAUACUUUUAACACACUCAAGGGAGAACUUAAAGAUUUACACAAAAAAGUAGACUCAGAUGAGUAUGCUUGCUCACUGGUAUGCUCAAACCUCCAGGAGGAAGUGGGCAAACUGAAAGAAGAGGUCGAGAAAUGCACAGGCCAGUGCGUGAUCAGCAUGGCUGACCAUCAGAGGAACAUGAAUAAUCAAAAUACCAUAACUCACAAGCUUGGCAGAGACCUCAAGUCCAUUCAGGGUGAGCUCACAGGGGUAAUCCAAAGGUUCAGCUCCAUCAAUGACACUCUGAAAGGCCUCAGGAACACCAUACAGGGGCAUGAAAACUCUAUUUCUGAUCUGGACUCAUCCAAGGAAAGAAUUUACUCUGAAAUAGAUCAGAUACAGGAUGAUUUUAAUAAGCACAAAGUAGACAGUAAAGUGCAUUUUGAUAACAUCAGUAGAUUUAACAGCAACUUGAUGAUUGAAAUGGGAGAAUGUAAACAUUCUCGAGAAGGGCUGGAUAAGAGGCUCUCAAAGAUGGAGGAUGUCUGUGGUAGACUGGAUUUCUUGUCAGUAAACCUUCAGACAAUCAAAGAUGGUCUAAGCAAACACGUUUCUGGGCUAUGGACAUGUGUUCAUGACCUAAACUCUACACUUAUCUCUCAUGGGGAGGCCAUCAACAGCAUUCAUAAUGUUCACUUAGAGAACAUUCAUGGCAAAAUGAACAACCUCAACUCUACCAUACUGCAUGUUCUCAAGGAGUUCCAGAGCUUCACUGAAGAGGACUUCAUUGGACCUCCUGGACCAUCUGGUCCUCAGGGAGAGAAAGGAUCCAAAGGACCACCUGGGCCUCAAGGACCUCCAGGCAGAGAAGGACCACAAGGGAAAGUAGGGCCAAUAGGACCCCCAGGCCUCAGAGGUGAACAAGGACCUCCUGGAGAGGAUGCAAAUGUUCCAAGAAUGUCAUUCUCAGCUGCACUCACACGACCACAACCCAAUGCAGGCACUAUUGUCUUCAACAAGGUCUUUGUCAAUGAAAGAAAGGCCUACAAUCCAAAGACAGGUAUGUUCACUGCACCUGUGAAAGGACGAUACUUCUUCAGUGCAGUGCUGACAGGUAACAAGAAUGUCAAGAUCGAGGCAGUCUUGUCUAAAUCCAAUUAUGGAAUUGCCCGCGGAGAUUCAGCAGGCUAUCAGCCUGAGGGUCUUGAGAAACCCAUGGCAGAGGCACGGCACACUCCUGGCUCUUUGGUCAUUUUCAACAUCAUACUUCCUCUGGAAAAGGGAGAUACUGUCUGCAUUGACCUGGUCACAGGUAAACUUGCCCACUCUGUGGAGCCCCUUACGAUCUUCAGCGGGAUGUUGCUCUAUGAGGAAGACAACAGAUUGUAAGAUCAUCUGAGACUCACUGAGGACAAUAUCUGUAAAGAUGUAAAAAAUUUUAUCUGGAUAUACCUUUUUUUAAGAACAGUUCUAAAUAUUCAGUGUUGAAUACGGUUUCUAAAACAAAUUAUAUGCAGGUUUCAUUUAUAACAGGCCAUAAGAAACACAAGAUGGAUAUAUUUUUCAAUAUUAUUAGAAAAAUGGACUGAGAUUUUUUUAUAUUGUUACGUUUUUUUACAUUUAUUCUUGAAUGGCAAAUCCUUUAUUUUCAUUUACUGUAUGUGAGCCAUGUUUGGUUAUAUUAAAAUGUAACGGGAAUGGCAAAGAUAGCCUGUUGCUAGACCCUUGAAAUAUGCUCCAGUAAACAUUAGUGAUAAAUAAAUGGAGAUUACUGACAAGACAAUUAUUCUGCCUGAUAUUGCAGCAAUCAUUUUGUUGGGUUUUUUAACUAUUUACAAUAAUAUGCCAGACUCAGAAAUGGGCUAACUGGCCAAAUGGUUUUGCAAAAUGGUUUUGAUUCAUUUAAACAGUUUUUAACUGUUUAACAUACACUGAAUAAUUUGCAGCAUUUUCUUAAACCAAAAAAAUAAAACAAAAAUAGCACUGAAUAAGAUGGAUCUUUACCUACAAAUAUGGCAUAAAAACAAACAUUGCAUCAAUGAUUUAAUAGCUUAUGCAACUUGUAAAAAAGAUAAUUUAAGAUAUAUCCAUAACUGUAUAUAAAAAAGGGUUGGUUGGCAGUGCACUGCAUAAUAUAGUAUUCACAUGCAGUUUGAUAUUUGUAGAGAAAAAUGAGAAAUGGAACAUGAGAACAAAAACAGUAGCCUAUAGCUUGUUGUGGAUCUACAAGUACUUGGUCUGUACCAAUGGUUUUGGCUAUGUGUAGUUUGCCAGUAUUUUCUGUUACCAAACAAUGCAAUCAUUACUUUACAUAAAUGUAUUUUUUAAAGCAUCACAUCGCUAUGUAUACCAUUAUCCCUUUCUAAUUUUUAAGCUGCACUAAAAUACACCUCAAGAAGAAGGAAUCCAGAGAUCAAGAUAAAAUAUGGAUCUGUGUGUACUGUUUGUAUGGUUUCUGUUUAAAAUGAGGAAAGAUGUUUUUUCCUCAAAAGGCUCAAUUCAGGUUUUUUAAAGAUGGAUACAAUAAAUAUCACACACGAUAUUUUUAUAUUAUUUCCCAUUUCCUUACUGUGUUAUUCUUUCAUAUUUGCGGCACAUUUCAUCAUUUAAUCUCCAAAUUUGGAAAAGUAACUAUAAAAGGAUGAAUUCAAAUAAAGCAGGCUGCGCAGAGAGAGACACGGAGAGACAUUUUUAGACAUGCCAGAGGCUGCAGAUCAGGAAACUUCUGUAACCCAUUCUCUGGUGACUCUUCCAAAGAAAACUAUCAAAGCUGUUUGUGCUAGAUGCAGAAAAGAUUUCAUCUUGCCUAUCUUUUUGUCAAUGGAUUUUUAUUUAGUCUCUUUGGACUGCAGAUGUCCUCUAAAUAGACAAAAUCUAUCAGCUCAGAAUCUGUAUCUUUGCCAGACUUGUAUUUGUGCGACCUUCGCUGCCUUGGUGGUCUAUGCCUGAUGUUUUCUUUAAUACAACGGGAUUUAAAAGGACUUUGCACUGAGUACUGUGAGAUCAAACCUUGACCAUUCAGUCCAUUUUAAGCCCCAGAAGAGAGGAAUUCCUGGAAAAGGUCAUAAAUAUUACUUCAGAAUGCUUCAUUUUGCGAUUUGCUCAACUUGCAAUUGGGUCCAGGUUAUAUCAGCUGUCCAGCCAUGAGUUGAACCAUAUGUUCAAAUCUACCAUUUUUAAGAUUUGUCUCACUACAGGCAUUACAGAACAGUAUUAUAAUUAUGCAAAUAAAGUGUAUCUGACUGCUGUGCAAUCCAAACACUCCUCAGAUUAUUUUCAGUGCAAAAUGUUUUCAUAACUUCUUCAAAGCUGUUAUGUAUUGUAUAUACAGUAGCCUGUUUGCAAUGCUAGUUGUUAAUUAAAAUAUUUUU
Puntigrus tetrazona (Sumatra barb) is the source of this 5363-nucleotide messenger RNA. RefSeq names its product elastin microfibril interfacer 1a (gene emilin1a). Bases 328 to 3381 code for a protein of 1017 amino acids. The transcript is spliced from 8 exons. Gene Ontology annotation, molecular function: protein binding. Lineage: Eukaryota; Metazoa; Chordata; Actinopteri; Cypriniformes; Cyprinidae. The record is from RefSeq and is a predicted model, not a curated record.